This is a messenger RNA of Necator americanus (New World hookworm), 1029 nucleotides long. RefSeq lists its product as uncharacterized. Lineage: Eukaryota; Metazoa; Nematoda; Chromadorea; Rhabditida; Ancylostomatidae. The transcript has 11 exons. Gene Ontology annotation, biological process: N-terminal peptidyl-methionine acetylation. Bases 1 to 1029 code for a protein of 342 amino acids. Gene Ontology annotation, cellular component: cytoplasm; NatB complex. The record is from RefSeq and is a predicted model, not a curated record.
AUGCCAAGGAAUAAAGUGCUGAUGGUGCCUAUUGCAGUUGCAAAUGAACGUCCCGCUGCGAAGACUAUAAAAGAUUUGCCUGGUGCGGACACUCGCCAACGGAAUGCAGCGCGGAGAUCACGGAUUUUCGACCCAUUCAUCACUGUAUGGUUUACGAGACUGGUAAUGUCUAAGGCAGACCAACUGAUUAUGGAAAGGCGCCUUCGGCCGAUAUACGACGCCAUUGAUGCCGGCAAUGCAAAGAAGGCAGUACAGGAGGCUGAUAAAGUUCUCAAAAAGCAUCCUGUGACCGUCUGCGCUAAGGUUCUCAAAGCAUUGGCAUUGAUUCGUUCCGACAAGCUCGCAGAAGGUUUUGAAAUAAUCAAUUCCCUAGAUGUUCCUGGAGCUCAGUUUGAUGAAGGCACCCUCCAAGCAUUUGUUCAUUGUUUCAAGGAGGCAGGCUGUCCGUAUCGAAUCACAACUUUAUAUGAGCGUGCUGUCGCUGUUUUACCUUCAGAGCAGAAUCUCACACACUUAUUUAUGGCUCAUGUUAGAAACAGAUCCUUCAAAAACCAACAGUUAGUAGCCAUGCGCUUAUUUAAGGAAUUCAACAAUUUUCCCUAUUUCUUCUGGGGUGUUAUGAGUAUCGUGAUGCAGGCUCGCGAAAAUCCUGAAAUGGGUGCGAAAAUGUUAUAUCCUCUUGCGGCUAGAAUGGUCGAGAAUCACGUGGGGAAAUACGGGUACAAAGCAGGCGCAGAAAUCGAGCUGCAUACGAUGGUUUUGGAAGGAAUGAACAGGUUUAUUGAAGCAGAGGAGCUACUGGGUGCGGAAGAGUCCCGUGCUCUUCUUUCGACUCCGCCAAAAUUUUUAAUGGCUCGUAGACUCGCUCUUCUGUUAUCAGCUGGGAAGUAUCAGACUGUUGUUGAGAGAACUGUUGAGGGGCUUAAGUCAGACCCUGAUGAUUGGACAUUGUGGAAAGUUUUGUUCGACUCGUCAUUCGAACUUCUAAGGAAGAACGAAGAGGAAGAACAACGGGAGAAUAGAUGUUGA